AUGUCAACCCAACAAUCAGACGCACAAGAUCCAGAAGCCGCCAGGUCCAAGUCUGACGACCCAACCAAGCAAUGUGAUCCUGACCUUGUUACAUGGGAUGGACCGGACGAUCCAGAGAAUCCAAAAAACUGGCCACGGAGGGCCAAAUGGAGAAAUACUGUUGCCGUCUCCAUCUUCACCUUUAUCUCGCCGGUUUCCUCCUCCAUGGUUGCUCCCGCAUUGUCCCAGUUGGGUGCAGACCUUAACAUGCAGAGCGAUAUCGAAGUCGAGUUAGCUUUAUCGAUUUUUAUUCUGGCCUAUGCGAUCGGCCCACUGUUCUUCGGUCCGGCUUCUGAGGUCUAUGGCCGGGUGCGUCUCCUACAAAUUAGCAACCUGUGGUACUUUGCAUGGAAUCUCGGCUGUGGGUUUGCGCAAACCCCAGCGCAAUUAUUUGUGUUCCGUUUUCUUGCCGGCAUUGGCGGGAGCGCUCCAGUGGCACUUGGAGGUGCAGCCAUUGGGGACAUUUGGACCCCAGAAGAGCGAGGAAAAGCCAUGGGGAUCUACACUCUCGCCCCAAUUCUUGGUCCAGUGGUCGGACCCAUUGCCGGAGGAUUUAUUGCAGAGUAUACGACCUGGCGUUGGGUAUUCUGGUCAUCUAGCGCUGUCGCCGUUGCCAUUCAGGUGGUUGGCUUGGUCUGGCUGCAUGAGUCGCAUCCUGCUACUCUUGUCAACCGGAAACGGAAUCGUCUCGUCAAACAAACAGGGAACCACAAGCUUCGUACUGGCAUCGGGUCCAGAAACCUCUCCAGCACGUUCAGCGCGGCCCUGGUGCGACCGGUGCGCCUGUUCACCACUCAGCCGAUUGUGAUGGUGGUCGCGCUGUACAUGGGCUACCUCUUCGGGACGACGUACCUCCUGCUGGCCACAUUCCCGGCCGUCUGGGGUACUCACUAUGGGGAGAGUCAAGGCAUUGCUGGCCUCAAUUAUAUCUCAAUUGCGAUCGGAUCAUUUAUCGGCCUCUUUCUCAACUUCAUCCUCAUCGAUCGCAUCUAUCGAAGGCUCAAAGAAGAGAAUUCCGGUACCGGAGUACCCGAGUUCCGUAUGCCAACCAUGUUCAUCGGGUCAGGGAUGAUCACCAUUGGUCUCUUCUGGUAUGGUUGGAGUGUACAGGGCCACAGACACUGGGUAAUGCCUAACAUCGGCGUCGCCAUCUUCUCCGCGGGGACUAUGGGAUGCUUGCAAGGGAUGCAAACUUAUAUCGUUGACAGCUACACCACCUACGCUGCCAGUGCCAUGGCUGCCUGUGCGCUACUCCGGAGCUUGGCUGGGUUUGGGUUUCCGCUUUUCGCGCCGUAUAUGUACAGAGACCUGGGCUACGGAUGGGGUACCAGCGUCCUGGCCUUUAUUAGUAUUGCGAUCGGGUUUCCGGCUCCUUUGUUGUUUUGGCGUUUCGGUGCCAAACUGCGUACUCUGUCCGAAUAUGCCUCUGAUUGA
Molecule: messenger RNA, 1473 nt
Organism: Aspergillus caelatus
Lineage: Eukaryota; Fungi; Ascomycota; Eurotiomycetes; Eurotiales; Aspergillaceae
Product: MFS transporter
Exons: 2
Coding region: 1-1473 (490 amino acids)
Biological process (GO): transmembrane transport
Molecular function (GO): transmembrane transporter activity
Source: RefSeq, a predicted model, not a curated record